Durio zibethinus is the source of this 1412-nucleotide messenger RNA. The record is from RefSeq and is a predicted model, not a curated record. Lineage: Eukaryota; Viridiplantae; Streptophyta; Magnoliopsida; Malvales; Malvaceae.
AAUUGGGGGAGUGGUAAGGAUAGUAAAUGGGGCAUAUCGUGGGUCAAACGCUAGGUUGUUGGGUGUGGAUACAGAGAAGUUUUGUGCAAAGGUGCAGAUAGAGAAGGGAGUGUAUGAUGGGAGAGUGCUUAAGGCUAUCGAGUAUGAGGAUAUAUGCAAAGUUGCUCAAAAGGAUGAAGGUCACUGUAGUUUCACGCAGUGGAAGAGAGUUUAUCAAAGGAGGCCUUGAGCUUCAUGACUUAGCUACUGUGGCUGAUUUGCAGGAGGCAAUUCACAAGAGAACAGCUAAAAAGUUCUAUCCUUCAAGACAAAGACUCACGCUUCCAGUGCCAUCAGGUUCAAAGGUGCGGCCUGUUGUUCUUAGCUACAAGAAGAGUCUCAAAGACUACUGUGAUGAAAACCAAAACAACAUAACUGUAGUGUUCAAGGACCUGGGUCCACAAGUAUCUUAUCGUACACUUUUCUUCUUUGAAUACUUGGGUCCUUUGAUCCUCUAUCCCAUCUUCUACUACUUCCCUGUGUACAAGUUCUUUGGCUAUGAAGGGGAGCGUGUCAUCCACCCUGUUCAAAUAUAUGCUUUAUAUUACUGGUGUUUCCACUACUUCAAACGUAUUAUGGAAACAUUCUUCGUCCACCGCUUCAGUCAUGCAACAUCUCCACUAUCAAAUGUCUUCAGAAACUGUGCUUAUUACUGGACCUUUGGAUCUUACAUUGCUUACUAUGUAAAUCACCCACUUUACACACCUGUUAGUGAUCUUCAGAUGAAGAUUGGUUUUGGGUUUGGGUUGGUUUGUCAACUUGCAAACUUCUAUUGUCAUAUCAUUCUGAAGAAUCUACGCAGCCCUGAUGGUAGUGGAGGGUAUCAAAUUCCUCGUGGGUUUCUGUUCAACAUUGUGACAUGCGCAAAUUACACAACAGAGAUUUACCAAUGGCUGGGUUUCAAUAUUGCUACACAGAGUGUUGCAGGUUAUGUAUUUCUUGUGGUUGCUACUUCUAUUAUGACAAAUUGGGCCCUUGCAAAGCACCGCCAUUUGAAAAAGCUAUUUGACGGUAAGGAAGGAAGGCCGAAGUAUCCGCACAGAUGGGUAAUUCUCCCUCCAUUCCUGUAGAAUUGAUGGGUGAGCCUCCUAUUCAUUGGUCUUUUUGAUAUAAGUUUCUGUUCUAAAAGCAUGGUUUCAAGUUCAUGGAAGAUCAAUUCUUGCCAUAUAUGAACUUAAGAUCACUCCUCACAAAAUUGUUUGGAUUGAUUUUAGGUUUCUGUUUAGACAAUGUACUGCAUCUGGAAUGCAUUAGAAUGGUUUUUUUAUCUCUCAUAUUUAUUCCUCAAAUCAGAUCAACUUGCUCUUCUGUGUAAAAGAAAAACAAUUUUUCUAUUUAUAGAUAAUCAUUAGUGUUGUUGUUUGAAUUGAUUA